This is a messenger RNA of Nannospalax galili (Upper Galilee mountains blind mole rat), 2429 nucleotides long. RefSeq names its product tRNA methyltransferase 2 homolog A (gene Trmt2a). Gene Ontology annotation, molecular function: RNA methyltransferase activity; RNA binding. Bases 399 to 2213 code for a protein of 604 amino acids. The record is from RefSeq and is a predicted model, not a curated record. The transcript is spliced from 12 exons. Lineage: Eukaryota; Metazoa; Chordata; Mammalia; Rodentia; Spalacidae. Gene Ontology annotation, biological process: RNA processing.
CGUCUCGAAGCCGUGCCCGCCUCUGACGCGAGCGAGGGCAGCUUGUGGAGAGAUGUGGCUGGAUCCGGCGCGUGGUGAUGACGUCAUCGCAAGCCAGGCCCGUAGAGGAGCAAGGCCCUUCUAGCUCAGCGUGUGGUCUGCUCGUGCCUUUGGCGAGCUGCGGUGCAGCCUCAGACCCAAGACAGGAUUCUGACCUCCCAAGAUUUAAGUCUCUCCUGCGUAAGACGAAGAAGGGAGAGCCUCUUGGCGUUGCGCCUACUCUGAGGAAUUCUGAGUGGCCGCGACUCCGGGCCUCACAUAGCCCAGGCGAUGAGUGAGAAGAUGGACACGGAAGUAAAGCAAAGGGAGACGUCCUGCUGAGAUGUGGAUGGGUGGGCAGAGAUGUGGGCCGGGAGCACAUGGAGGACUGCGACUGCGGCCAGGAUACCAGUGCAGGGCACUGCUCUGCAACUCCAACAUGCCAGGAAGAAGGGCCUGGACCAGCUCCGGGACCUGGAGCCCAAGCUGGGCUCUACAGCUACAUCAGAGAUGACCUGUUCACCUCGGAAAUCUUCAAGCUGGAGUUGCAAAAUGUGCCUCGCCAUGUCAGCUUCAGUGAUGUCCGGCGCUUUUUGGGCCGUUUUGGCCUACAACCCCACAAAACCAAACUCUUUGGACAACCAUCAUGUGCCUUUGUAACAUUCCGAAGCGCUGCUGAGAGAGACAAGGCCCUGCGAGUGUUGCAUGGUGCUUUAUGGAAAGGCCGCCCACUCAGUGUGUGCCUAGCCCGGCCCAAGGCCGACCCCAUGGCUAGGAAGAAGCGACAAGAGGGUGACAGUGUGCCACUUACAACGCAGAUUGCCGACGUGGUGACCCCUCUUUGGACAGUGCCCUAUGCUGAGCAGCUGGAGCAGAAGCGGCUGGAGUGUGAGCGGGUGCUGCAGAGACUGGCCAAGAAAAUUGGGAGCACCAACCAUGCCCUGCUACCCUGGCUGCUUACACAAAGACACAAGCACAACAAGGCCUGUUGCCCACUAGAGGGAGUCAGGCCUUCACCCCAGCAGACUGAGUAUCGUAACAAGUGUGAGUUUCUGGUUGGAGUUGGGGUAGAUGGAGAGGACAACACUGUUGGCUGCCGUCUUGGCAAGUACAAGGGUGGGACAUGUGCUGUGGCAGCCCCCUUUGACACCGUGCACAUUCCAGAGGCCACCAAGCAGGUGGUGAAAGCCUUCCAGGAGUUCAUUCGGUCCACUCCCUACUCAGCAUAUGACCCUGAGACAUAUGAAGGCCACUGGAAGCAGCUGACUGUUCGCAUUAGCCGCCGAGGCCAAGCCAUGGCCAUUGCCUACUUCCACCCUCAGAAACUGAGCCCUGAGGAAGUGGCAAGCCUGAAAGUCUCCCUGGCACACCAUUUCCUGGAAGGGCCAGGCAGGGCCAGUGGGGUGACCUGCCUCUACUUUGUUGAAGAGGGACAGCGAAAGACUCCCAGCCAGGAGGGCCUGCCUCUGGAACAUGUAGCUGGUGACAGGUGCAUCCAGGAAGACUUGCUGGGGCUGACCUUCCGUAUCUCCCCUCAUGCAUUCUUCCAGGUAAACACACCUGCAGCUGAGGUGCUCUACACAGUUAUCCAAGACUGGGCCCAGAUAGAUGGGGGCAGUACAGUGUUGGAUGUAUGCUGUGGAACUGGCACCAUUGGCCUGGCCUUGGCCCGGAAAGUGAAGAGAGUAGUUGGGAUUGAGCUGUGCCAGGAGGCUGUGGAGGAUGCCCGGGUGAAUGCCCUCACCAAUGACCUGAACAACGUUGAGUUCCACUGUGGCAGAGCUGAAGAUCUGGUCCCAGGCCUGGUGAGCAGACUGGCUUCCCAACAACUGGUAGCUGUUCUAGACCCACCUCGAGCUGGACUACAUUCCAAGGUGAUUCUGGCUAUCCGUAGAGCUGAGAACAUCAAGCGGAUCCUGUAUGUUUCUUGCAACCCCCGGGCAGCCAUGAGCAACUUUGUGGACCUCUGCAGGGCCCCAUCUAAUCGGGUAAAAGGCACCCCAUUUCAUCCAGUCAAGGCUGUAGCUGUGGACCUGUUCCCACAGACUCCACACUGUGAGAUGCUUAUCCUGUUCGAGAGGAUGGAACACCAUAAUGGCACUGGGGCCCUGGAGCACCCAGACCUUCAAGCCAAGUCUCCCAGAGAUCUCUCUGAUUAUACUCUACUGGAAACAGAGACCUCCCUCUCAUCCUAGGUCCUGAGAGCUGCAGAAGCCAGAUCUUCCAGAGCAGGACAAAAGCUGGGGAGCUCCUUACAGCCCUUCUAUCAUCCCAGGAUGAUCAGGCAAGCAGUAGCAGGGCACAAGGCCUAGCUACUAUCAAGAACGUAUUACUCUGGUUCAGAAGGAAGGUGCCUACUUGUAUUGGGACAGCCAGACUGUGAUGGCUGGAAUAAAUAAUUGCUGAAUUAA